Molecule: messenger RNA, 1011 nt
Organism: Cordyceps fumosorosea ARSEF 2679
Lineage: Eukaryota; Fungi; Ascomycota; Sordariomycetes; Hypocreales; Cordycipitaceae
Product: aldolase
Exons: 3
Coding region: 1-1011 (336 amino acids)
Cellular component (GO): cytoskeleton
Molecular function (GO): actin filament binding
Source: RefSeq, a predicted model, not a curated record
AUGGCUACCCGAAUCACGCGGCGCGGAUGGUUGUUCUUGGCACGCAGCCUCUCGCUCUCCAACCAGGCUGCAAUUGUCCGAGCCCGACAAUGCCACUCCCCUCUGCAUGAUUUGCUUCGCGCGCAAUUCUCCACGACGAGGACAGUCGCUAGCAAUGGUGGCGGCGACCAGCCAAACAACAACUUCGCGGCCGUAGCUACCGGAGGCUACGAGUACCCCGGCAUCCCCCGGUUCGAGGACCCCUACGCCAAGAGGAAAUGGCAACUGGAGCACAUGGCCGGCGCAUUCCGCGUCUUUGCUCGGAUGGGCUUCACCGAGGGCGCAAGCGGGCACAUCAGCGUGAGGGACCCGGUCGACCGGGAGACGUUUUGGAUCAACCCAAUGGGCGUCCACUUUGGUCUCCUAACCGCCAGCGACAUGGUGCACAUUGACGAGCACGGCCAAGUCAUCGGCGGCAACCGCACCGCCGUCAACGCCGCCGGCUUCCGCAUCCACUCCGCCGUCCACCGAGCCCGGCCGGACGUCGACGCCGCCUGCCACAUGCACUCCAAGCACGGCAAGGCCUGGUCCGCCUUUGGCCGGCCUCUCGACAUCAUCAACCAGGACGCCUGUCGCUUCUGGCGCAACCACGGCGUGCACACGGAAUACGGCGGCGUCGCGCUGGCGGACGACGAGGGCGUGCGCAUCGCGGCGUCGCUCGGGCCGAGCCACCGCGCCGUCAUCCUACAGAACCACGGCCUGCUGACGGCCGGCGGCACCGUGGACGAGGCCGCGUAUCUGUACACCCUCAUGGAGAGGACGUGUGAGAUCCAGCUGCUGGUGGAGGCGGCCGGGCUGGAGAAGAGGCUGAUCGGCGACGAGGAGGCGGCCUACACGUACAAGUACGAGGCAGACCCGGAAACGCUGUACACAGAGUUUCAGCCCGACUUUCAAUACGAAGUGGCCAUGGCCAAUGGACAACUAUACGGGGGCACAGACUUUGGGAAGAGAGAGCCACAUUAUACAAGAUAA